AUGAAGGGAUCAUGGAUGAAACGCACAAUAUUCCGCGCUGACGCCGACGGACGCUCCAGCGAACGCGACCCUAUCCUGGUAACCUACGGGGCCGUCUUCAUCAAGGGAAGCUGGAACAAAGACCGCGACCAACCAGUACCCAAGGCAACAUGGACGGACAUGGUGAACGGCCAAUGGAUGAUUGUGGCUAAGCAAGACACAAAGAACCUGAAGUACGUCAUCCGCGACAACAUCCAGGACAUCAACACCAAGGACAGCAAAGAAGCAGCGGAGAACGACGAAUAG
This is a messenger RNA of Colletotrichum higginsianum IMI 349063, 285 nucleotides long. RefSeq lists its product as uncharacterized. The coding region runs from base 1 to 285 and encodes 94 amino acids. Lineage: Eukaryota; Fungi; Ascomycota; Sordariomycetes; Glomerellales; Glomerellaceae. The record is from RefSeq and is a predicted model, not a curated record. The transcript has a single exon.